Platichthys flesus (European flounder) is the source of this 4583-nucleotide messenger RNA. It is a transcript of the gene bcl2l1, whose product is annotated as BCL2 like 1. Gene Ontology annotation, biological process: extrinsic apoptotic signaling pathway in absence of ligand; negative regulation of intrinsic apoptotic signaling pathway; intrinsic apoptotic signaling pathway in response to DNA damage. The transcript is spliced from 3 exons. The record is from RefSeq and is a predicted model, not a curated record. Bases 350 to 1048 code for a protein of 232 amino acids. Lineage: Eukaryota; Metazoa; Chordata; Actinopteri; Pleuronectiformes; Pleuronectidae. Gene Ontology annotation, molecular function: protein heterodimerization activity; protein homodimerization activity. Gene Ontology annotation, cellular component: mitochondrial outer membrane.
GAGAAAGAGAGAGAGAGAGAGAGAGACAGAAACACAGACAGUCAUACAGACAGACAGAGAGACAGACAGAGAGACAGACAGAUUUGGGACGUUUUGACAGAGGAGGACUUCGAUCGAGGAGACUUGCCUUAGUACAACUGGACCUGAGCUGAUUUGUCAGCCUUGCGUAGAGUUGGUUUCACCCCUCAAGUGUCCUUUGGAUAUCAACUGUCCAUGGUUGUCUGAACAGAGGAUAACACAGUAAGAAAGCGUGGCACAGUGUGCGGUCAGUACAACACAGCAGGGCUCCACCGAGAGAAGAGCGGAGAUCGACCAACAAGUGAAGAGGAAAAGCUCAUUUGAACACAACAUGUCUCAAAACAGAGAACUGGUGGUUUACUACAUACAGUAUAAACUCUCCCAGAGGAACUAUCCUCUCAAACACAUGGGACUCAAUGAGCCUACAAACAGGACUGACAGAGAGGAGACAGGCUCAAGUGAGGAGCAGCAAACAGCGACGCACGCCAACGGAACUUUAAAUGGCAUGAAUCCCGGGACCCCUCCAGAUUCCCCGCUGCGGCAGGAAAGGUUGCCAUCAACGGCGGGUCUGGAUGCGGUGAAAGAGGCCCUCCGAGACUCGACCAAAGAGUUUGAGCUGCGAUAUGCCCGCGCCUUCAGCGAUCUGCACAACCAGCUGCACAUCACGCCGGCCACAGCUUACCAAAGCUUUGAGAGCGUGAUGGACGAGGUGUUCCGGGACGGUGUCAACUGGGGCCGCAUCAUAGGGCUUUUUGCAUUCGGCGGGGCACUAAGUGUAGAGUGUGUGGAGAAGGAGAUGAGUCCGCUGGUGGGCAGGAUCACAGAGUGGAUGACGGUCUACCUGGACAACAACAUCCAGCCCUGGAUCCAGAGUCAAGGAGGAUGGGAGCACUUUGCUGAAAUCUUCGGGAAUGACUCUGCGGCGGAGAGCAGGAAGUCCCAGGAGAGUUUCAAGAAGUGGCUGUUCGCAGGGAUGACCCUGGUGACCGGGGUGGUGGUUGGUUCCCUCAUAGCCCAAAAACGCAUGUGAGAGAAGAUGGACAACAACCUCUUUUAACACUCUUCUCCCAUGAUCCUCCCCACCUGCUACCUUCACUGCCCUGAUCGUACACCACGCAAGUUCAAAUGAAGGUCCUGUUUGUCUCGUCAGAACUGCUGAAGAAGUUUACCUUUUGUUUUAUCCCCCCCCUCCUCACACAUCCCACAGUGGACUGAGAAUCCUCAUAUGUUGCUGGACUUUUUGAGAAAAAGACCGGAGGGGGAAGGAGAUCGAGUAUUGCUGUUUCAUCUUAUUCCACCCUGAUGAAACAUGCGUGGAUAUACAGAGACAGGCCUAUUAUUCUUUCAUUCACUCAACCAAUUGUUCCCUCUGUUCCUUUUUCUCCUCUUGUAUAAUUUUUGAUUUUGUUUGUAUGUAUGUAUGUAUGUAUUAGUUUUAACAAAUUUUUUUCCCAUCUUCAUCCUUGAAAAAAGGCAAGGCCUGAUCUCAGAAUUCACAGUUCACCUGUCUGAUACAGAGUCGCUGGUUGUGUGGUCUCGGCUGCUCCAAGCGAGUCGUUUUGAAAACUUGCAGCUCUACAUUAGCUUUGUCUGUGCCAUAUGGAGAGUGGUGGCAGGGGGAGGAUGUAGCACCUGCCCAUGAAGAAGCUUCUGUAGUUCCCAUUUCCUGCCACCUUGCCAUUCAGAUCACACACACUCACAGCGCAACCCAGGAAUUUCAACCAUUUUUGUAAUAAUGAUCUAAAUGAGUCCAACAGACUUUAGUUAACAGAAUAUGGGAGUCUUACACUUAAAAGCUCAAUGGGAAAACUAAAUCCUCUGCUUUUUUGUGUUUGUUUUUGCGUUUGCUUUUGGAAUUUCUGUACCAUUAAAACCUGCUGAUCUGUGCUUAAUGGUCAUACUUGGCCGCCAUUCGACCCUGCCAGAGCCUUGUGUGUGUGCGUGUGUGUGUGUGUGUGCGUGUGUGUGUGUGUGUGUGUGUGUGUGUGUGUGUGUGUGUGUGUGUGUGUGUGUGUGUGUGUGUGUGUGUGUGUGUGUGUGUGUGUGUGUGUGUGUGUGUGUGUGUGUGUGUGUGUGUGUGUGUGUGUGUGUGUGUGUGUGUGUGUGUGUGUGUGUGAGAGAGAGAGAGUGAGAAUCAGCAUUUAUCCAAGCAGAGCACCACGGCUCGACCCACCAUGUUUAUUACGCAGUAGCUAAAGAAUGCAGCAAUUACUGUAGCAACACACACAAGAGACAGAACCCCCCCCCCCCCCCCCAUCUCUCUAUUUAGCUUUCAUAGACGAUACAAAACUAUUCAUUAAAGGUUUACACCACGCUGUAAUGUAAUUGCAAGCAGAUUUAAGAACAAUUCAAAAUUGUGAUGCUUUUGUCACCAAUCUCUGCCUUUUCUUGUUACCUAUUGGGUUAUUUGAACAUUUCUUUUAAGAUUAACAUCUAAAUGAGGCAUCUGCAGUAAGCAGAUAUAAUAUCGAUCAUUGUAUUGUGUAUUAUAUUGUCAGACAUUCAUUAUCUGCUCAUACACCAAUUAUGGAAGCUUCAAAGGACCUGUAACUGUUGGGAAAAAUUACAUUUUAUUAAACUCUCUUUGUCUUGUUACAUUAUUAAGUAGUAUAACUGUUAAAUUUCCAUCUCAAAUAACAAAUAUCUACUAUUUAAAGCUUUUCACAUGUCUUUUCUCUCUUUAUAUGACUAUAAACUGAAUUCGACUGUGACAGGCAUUUGUCACUGUGGACAUGUUGCAGACCAAACCAGUAGUUAGUGAGGAGAUGACCAUUAAUUGCAGCCCCUGUGUUUCUAUACACUUUUCCACAGGGCGGAGGGGUUUAAAAACAUUUUCAUUGAUCGUUUUGCAAUACUCAUGUUCUGCAAUGUUAAAACAGAAAACCUUUUGGCGUUUUUUUCUGCUAAUCCAUUAAUCAUUCCUUAUUCUUCAUCUGUCUCAUCAUCUCAGCACCAGAGUAAAGAUUUAUUAAGCAAACGGAUGGAGCAGCUGCUUUCGAGGAGACAAUGCAGUUCUGCAUGUGAUUUGAUUUGAGCUAAAUGUGACAAGAAAUGUGUCAUAAUGUGUCUGUUCCACAUUUUAAGAAAAUCUGCAACUGUAAGGGACUGUAGGGGCGUGUGCUACACACCCAAACUUUCAUAUCUCAUCUCACACACUCAUUCAGUCCAGCCCCUCCACGUCUCCACCUUCUCCUCCCCAGACAGCAAAUCUGUCUAAUCUCCGUCCGUCUCUCCUCCUCUUUUCCCGCUCCAUGCAGCCCCAUCUCUUCCUCUGUGGUCCCCCAGCUGUCACUGCACCUAGUCACGUGUGUCAGUCACAGCUGGCCCACCUGCUGCUUCACACACAUAUACACACGCGUGUAACAUACACACCUGCCAGUCACAUGUAGUCCAGGAGAGAUGGGGGAAGAAGACCUUGUCUUUGUUUCUAAACAUCCUUCCAUCUCUAAUUUGAAGCUGGAGGAGUGGUGUCGUCUGGGGUUUCACACACUGACAACUGUCAGCUGGGCUAAUUUAAUGGGAAGGGAGGGAAAAGGGUGUGUGUGAGAUCCUAUUCCAAAUACUGUCUCCAGCUAACAACACUAUGUCCUGGUGUAAUGAAGAACAAUACAGGUUUUUCAUCAGAACUCAGAAAAAAUAUAGAAGAAGAAAUCCGGAUUUACAGGUGGAACACGCAUCACUCCACUGUCAGUGCAGCUGUGCUUCUAUCAUCUCUUUCCUUUCAUGUGGACUUCUGCUCUCUUUAUCUUCACAGUACCAUGUAACUAUUAUGAACAAGUUUCACUAAAUAGAGUAAAAGACACAAUAAUAUGACCCUGCAUCGACUGUUGAUGAUUCUCCCUUUGUAAAUGCUUGUGUCCUGAGCAUCUUGUGAGCCAACGUCUGCUCUCAUACAUUCCAGUCCAGCAUAUAUACAGUACAUGAAUAUUCUAUAUUUUUCUAAUGUGUGCCCCGCCAAGAAGCUGCUCGUAGGCUUUCCUCUGCUGAACAGGCUCUUAAACCAGUUCCGUUCCUAAACAUAUCGUGUGUGUGUGUGUGUAUGCGUGUGUACAUCUUUCUGUCUAGCAAAAUGUACCUGAAGGAGGCACAAAUGAAGGUAGCGUGACAGCAUUGGCACAACCCUAUACAUAUAUAUGUGUGUGUAUAUAUAUAUAUGUAUAUACAUAUAUAUACAUAUAUAUAUGCUAGCUAUUUAAACUGAUUAGAAUAGUUCAUUAGCUUAGCCACAUAUUUAAGAAAAACUGAACCGAUAGCUUUUAAACAUUAUUUAUAUUUGGUGUAAAAAACAUAGUUACGCCUCUUCAAAUGGCCUUAAAUUACAUCUUUGCGUUGAUGUGCAUCGUCCUUCAUUGUGUUUUUGUUCUUUAGGAUUAUUUAACUGCUAGUAGACAGAAAAACACAGACAAAGCAAGAGGAUAUUUCCAAAAAGUCCGGUCUCUGGUGCAUCUUUGUAGAGUACAGAGUCCGAGAUUGCAACCAUGUCCAGUGGUGUGUCUGUAUGUAUUAGAAUGGCACUGUAAAAUUGUAAACUGCAUUGAACUCAAUAAAGCCCAUGUUGGAAGAUA